Grus americana (Whooping crane) is the source of this 8731-nucleotide messenger RNA. It is a transcript of the gene ZNF366, whose product is annotated as zinc finger protein 366. The coding region runs from base 2146 to 4347 and encodes 733 amino acids. The transcript has 9 exons. Gene Ontology annotation, molecular function: RNA polymerase II cis-regulatory region sequence-specific DNA binding; DNA-binding transcription factor activity, RNA polymerase II-specific. NCBI's taxonomy places the organism in Eukaryota, Metazoa, Chordata, Aves, Gruiformes, Gruidae. The record is from RefSeq and is a predicted model, not a curated record. Gene Ontology annotation, biological process: regulation of transcription by RNA polymerase II.
GAGAGACAGAGACAGACAGAGAUUACCAACAUGAGAGCAGGUAGAGAGUUUAGGGCAAGACUCCUUCCAGCGUCAACAACUGGUGAAACUAGUCUGGGGUACCAAAGGACAAUUUCUUCUUGACACAAACACAGAAGCACCUUCAAAAGCGGCCCAGUGCCACACACUGAGGCAAUAGUUCAGCCCCACAUAUCUUCCAAGAUUCUCUUCAGAAUAUGAAUGUAUUUUGCUUUCCUGUUUUUGUGGAAAAAAACCCCCAAACAAAACAGAGCCAUGGUACAUUUUAAAAAAAAACCCCUAACCAAUAAAGACUGCGCAGUUAGACGGUUGUCAGUGAAAAUGAUCCAGCUUUACAGUGGCAAAAACAUUGUUUCUAAAGAGGAGAAAUUGAAGCAGGACAAGGUCAGCUGUUCAGGGAGUUGGUGGGGAGAUGGAAAGUGGGCAUGAGUGAAAUAACCUACAGUACAAUGGGUUUCAGAGGACUUGAAGGAAUAGAAAUUGAAGUAUUUUGGGGAGACGUAGAUUGAGAAAAGUGUAGGUGGGCAUCUCUCCUCCUGCACAGUGCACUCUCACUUCCCUGGCUCCUCUCUAAAUCGCUGGAGGUACAAAACCCUCCAUCAAAGCACUCAAAGACAUCUCACUUCCCCAGCACACAGUACCUAUCUCUGUACGCCCCUCAGCCCACAGGAAACAGUUGUCUUUCUUUGGAUUUUUAUGUUAAAUAACUUUUAUCCACAUCCAUCCUUCAUGGAAUAAGAAAAAAAUCAGAAUACAACAUCUUUGGAUUAGGAAAGCUCUGAGCCCCAGACAGCUGGAGGCCUGAAGACAAUGCUGGAAAGUUGUCAUGAUACUCUCUCCUGUUUAUUAUAUCCUCCACAAGACCUCAGCUGAUAUGGCUGGUUUUACAUCCUCCGUACCUCACCAGCAGCUCAGUUUCAGGGUACACUUAGCAAAUUUCUGUGGAGAGAAAGAGAAAGGCAAGAGGUUGGGCCAGAGCCCAUCCUGUGAUGGGCAGAGAUGGGGCAGGGUCGCGCUGUGGACCAGAGGUAGGGAUCUGCCAGCAGACACCUGCUCCCUCUCCCCUUCCUCCCCACUCUGAAGGAGCCUUGAAUUCCCUGUUGGUACCAGAGAAUCAGGCAGGUAGAAGUGCUCAGCUGAGGACAUAUAAUCUUUGUCCCCUUACACACUUUUAGAUUGGAUAAUUUGCUGUGCCUUGCAGGCUCCCACUGCGUGUAGCUGUGGUUUGGGGUGACUUUGUGUAAACAGCUAACACUUCAGAGCCUGUGGACUUAACAUCCACUUUAUUAUCCAGGUUAUCUCUGUGUUGCUGACCAUUUUAGCAGAUAGAAUAGAGAAGCAGAGAGUGAGUGAACCACAGAUGGAAUAGAGAAGUGAAGAGGGAAGGAAACAUAAGAGAAGAACUAAGAAAACUCACAAAGAGGAAGAAAAAAGAAAAAAAAAUGAGAAAGGAGGAUAAGAAAAAGAGAAAUAGAGCCAAAACAGUAGCAAGCCUAAACCGUAUUCAAAGGGCACUUCAUAUGUAUACUGAAAUGACUAGAAAUGGUCCAUGAGGCUUAAGUACUGCCAGGGGCAUUACCAGUAAGUCCCUGUUGCAGAUGUUCAGUGGUUAACCCAGUCAUACUGCUCUGUGACCUCCAACUACUGUCUUGUUAGGCAACAGAAAAGUAGUGAGAAUAAUAGCACAGGUUUUGCUAAACUAAGGACAGAGCACACAUAAAAGCAAUGAGAGGAAUAGCAAAACAUUUUGCAAAACUGAGAACAUGGCACUAAUGCUGGAGAGAAGAAAAGUAUCCACAGCUACCUCACUACAGCACCAGUGUUCUCCAAUUAAGCAGACAUACCUGUCUCAUAAAACACAUUGGACAAGAAGCCUUAUCUCGGAAGACAAGCUGAUGGUUAAAUCAUGGACUUCAUUUGACACUAGGUCAACAUGCAUGUGUGAGAGAGAGAGAAAAGAUGUAUUUGUAGAAAUGGUAUUGGAAAAGAUUUUACUAAACUCCACAACAGCUAUUAUUCCCAGCUCAGGCCUGAUCCUGUGAUGUGAGUAGCCAUGGACAGCGGAAUAAACCCAUAUGCUCAGUGAAAGCAGCCGAAGGAAUUUGGGCAACACAGAAAAAGUCAAAUAUGAUGAAGAAUGAAGAAACAAGUUUUAAUGUGGACAGUACCCGAGCCUCCCCCUUCUCCCACUGCCUGCAGCCGCUGAGCCCUGUUACAAAGCCACACAGAACAACUCCAUUUGGUGAAGAAUUCAGACCGCACCUAUCACAUUUCCGCUAUGGCCCUCCUCCUCUUGGAGACAUGGAAACAUUCCAGGGGUCCUUGGAAGGAGGGUCUCGGAAACGCAAGAGCAUGCCAACAAAAAUGCCUCCUUCUAUUGCCCUUGAGGGUUCCUCAUCACCACCGGACAGACCUGAAGAUCACAAUGACAUAGGCUCUUCCAAUCUCCCCUUGGUGUUCCAACAGCCAGCACAGCCCAAGUACAGUUCCCAGAUGAUCGACCUCUGCAACUUUGGUUUUCAGUUUUACAGAACUCUGGAACACUUUGGAGCCAAGCCCAUCAAGCAAGAACCAGUGAAGUCUAACAUGACAUGGCCCAGUAGCCCAGCAUUCAUGCAGGCUCCUUACCCUUAUUAUCCUAAAGUCCACCCUGGCUUAAUGUUUCCUUUUAUUGUGCCACCAAACUUUCAUUUCAGGAACCCCUUUCAAAUGAAAAGACCUCCAGAUCUACCCUUCAGGAGGGCUGAAGUAAGAGAAAGUGGUGAAAAUAAACAGAAAGUGGAAAGAGUAGAUGUCAACCUUCAGAUAGAUGACAGUUACUAUGUUGAUGUGGGGGGUGAACAGAAACGUUGGCAAUGUCCCAUGUGUGAGAAGUCCUAUACAUCCAAGUACAAUUUGGUGACCCAUAUCUUGGGGCACAGUGGCAUUAAGCCACAUGCUUGCACCCGAUGUGGCAAGCUUUUCAAGCAGCUGAGCCACUUGCACACACAUAUGUUGACACACCAGGGCACUCGGCCACAUAAGUGCCAGGUGUGCCACAAGGCUUUCACUCAAACCAGUCACCUUAAGAGACACAUGAUGCAACACAGUGACAUCAAGCCUUACAACUGCAGGAUUUGUGGCAGAGGUUUUGCCUACCCCAGUGAGCUGAAAGCACAUGAGUCCAAGCACGAGAGUGGCCGAGAGAACAUUUGUGUGGAGUGUGGUCUGGACUUCCCAACCCUGGCCCAGCUGAAGAGACACUUAACAACCCACCGUGGCCCUAUACAGUACAAUUGCACUGAAUGUGAUAAGACCUUCCAGUACCCAAGUCAGCUGCAAAACCACAUGAUGAAGCACAAAGACAUCCGCCCGUACAUCUGCACUGAAUGCGGCAUGGAGUUUGUGCAGCCCCACCAUCUCAAACAACACUCCCUCACUCACAAGGGUGUGAAAGAGCACAAAUGUGGAAUUUGUGGCCGGGAAUUUACUCUGCUGGCCAACAUGAAGCGCCAUGUCCUGAUCCACACCAAUAUCAGAGCCUAUCAAUGCCACUUGUGCUUCAAGAGCUUUGUGCAAAAGCAGACUCUGAAGGCCCACAUGAUUGUUCACUCUGAUGUCAAACCCUUUAAAUGCAAGCUAUGUGGAAAGGAAUUUAACAGAAUGCACAAUUUAAUGGGACACAUGCACUUGCACUCGGACAGUAAGCCUUUCAAGUGUCUCUACUGUCCCAGCAAAUUCACCUUGAAGGGGAACCUAACCAGGCACAUGAAAGUCAAACACGGGGUCAUGGAAAGAGGAUUUCAUUCUCAAGGUUUUGGAAGAGGAAGAAUUGCUCUGUCCCAGACAAAUGUCAUGAGAGGCUUGGAACAGGAAGAGCCCUUUGAUCUUUCCCAGAAAAGCCAAGGGAAGGGAAUCUCAUUUCAUUCGGAUGGCGAGAGUGCCAAGGGAAGCUCAUGCCAGGAAGAAGAGGAAGACAACUGCUAUGAGGCAGAGCGGUACAGCCCUGCCAUGUACCACCAUGACAACGACAAGCUGUACGUGGCUCAAGAUCUGUCUGGCAAACCUGAGUGCAUGAUGAAGGACUUCAGAGAGUCCUACUGCAAUGAGAAGGAAGAAGUGCUAAGUGAGGGAGGACUGGAGGAGAGAAUAGGAAAUUCAGACAAGCAGGAGAGCCAAGGAGAGAGAGACCUUGCAAACAACAAAGAACACCUCAGCUUUAGAUCUUUUGAAAAGGCGAGACUUGGUCACUCUCUCUCUGAUUACUUGUAUUUCAAGCAUAGGAACAAGAGUUUGAAAGAAUUGCUGGAAAGAAAAAUGGAAAAACAAGCAAUGCUUAUCGGCAUUUAAAAUGGACGUUUUAAACAGCUUGAAAAUGGGAACCAGAUAGCUUUUAACAUGAACUGUAAUUUACCAAAGCCUGGAAGUUUGUAGUAGUCUUUAGAAAUAAACAAGCCAAAUUAAUAAAAAUAAUUUAAGGUAAAACACAUACAUUAAAAGAAUAAAGCAGUCCAAGGUCACCAAGAAAUGCAAUAGAUAUUGAAUAAUAACAUUUUUAUACUUAUCCAUUUGAUGUAUAAGCAGACAAUGGGGUGGGUAUAGAAGUUUAUUUUCCUUUAUCUGGGGUGGUAGAGACUUAUACACAAUUUUCUAGUUAUCAAAAAGGAACAUACUUUAACAUUUGAUUUGUAAUCUGACUGAGUAUAUAUGAACGCUUAUAACCGUAUGUCUCAAAAAAUCUGAAAAUACUAAGUAUUUCGCAGUAUAAGCAAGAGUACUAUUGAACAUGGUGUGCAUGAAAGUGCUGUCACUCUCAGAACUGACACAGUCCACAUACUUCAGUUACUGAAAUGACUGUUAGUUCAACCACUUACAAUGAGAAAUGGAAAACAAAUUAAGAAGACAUACUAGUGUCUUGAGAGAUAGUGAAGGGCAGCUCUGUAAGGCUUUGAAAGGAAUGGAAUAUAUUAUGGUCACAGAAGCUUUUCCUGUGGCAUAAGGAAUGUUCGUGUUUUGCUAUGUUUCAGUCAGUAUGGGAGUAUUUAGCAAUUCUUCAAGUGAAAUAGCAUGGACUAUGUUGACAUUUUGUUCCACGGUCUGCUCAGACCAAUACAUCUAAUGAACAGCAGCUGAGUGUAGCAUUUGCAAGUCUCACUGUAAUUACAAUGAGUAAUAUGAGUAAUUUCAUUGAGAAAGUGAUGCAAUUUUGCCAUUUAUCUCUUCAGUUUAUCUUGGCUAGCAAGGAUGAUUUUGAAAUACACAGGUCUGAUCAGAUUUUAUUAUUUUUAUUAGAAGGUAUGCCAAAAAAAAGAGCCCUUACAGGGCAAGCAGUACCUCAUAGAGGAAAAAUGGUUUUGGAUUUCCUCUUAUCGGAGUCAGAAAUUUUCCCUUAGCAACACGGCUUGACUAGUAAGUUCCACACCUUUCAGAAGAAUUCCACUCAUGCUGGUUUUGCUGAGUCAUUCCCAGCAUUUUGCCCUCUGAUUCCCAUACAAUUGUAUGUUCAUAGCAAAGAUGUUAAAAGCACAUUCCAUUAAGCACAUUCCUUUAAUUGCAUGAAUAGUUUGACCAACACCUUGAUUCCUGCAUCUUCAAGAUAGAUGACAAACAGCCCCACACCCGCUAUUGCUUAUAAGGAAAUAAAGAUUUUGUAAGUCAGUGAAUUAGUCCUAUGUCAUUCUGACAUCCCAACUCAAAAGGUUAAAAUCCAUAUAUAUGGUACAUCUUUUCCAAAUAUUACUGCCUUCUUCACUUACCUGCCAUGUGCUUGAUUUGAAAUACCUUGCUAUCAUGCUCAAUAUAUAGCAAGUUAUAAUUAAAUAGAGGCAUAUACUUAUGGCUUGCUAAGGCUAGAGUCAUGUAGCUGCAGCUCUCUGCAUUAUAAGAAACCACUCACCUUACAGAACUAAUGAUUCUCACACCUACCAGUUAAUCAGUAUUCACAGGGCAGCAGCCCUUAUUCAUCAUAUAAAACUGGGUUUCUGUUGUCUGAGGUAGCAGAAGGUGGUUUCAUUUUUCAGGGCUCAGAUAUUGCAUAAUAAAGAUUCUGAAUGAAGAGCAGAAAAAGGUGUUCAUAAAAGAAGCUGUAACACAUGGGUGAGUCUUCUAAAUGUAAUUAACUCUACAGCUGAUGUACAUACUUUUUAAAAUAAAAAGGGUAUACCAAAUUGAAGUGGAAUGUAGGUCACUUUAGGCCUAGAAUUAAUGAUGUCUUUAAAAAUGAGGUGUAUUUCAGAGGUACAUAGCCAUGUUUUUUCACAGCCAUCUUUCUUUCAAGAAAGUAAUUUGUGGUCAAGCAGAAUAAUCAGAAAAUUUUCAGUCAUAUGUGUAACUGUGUUCUUUCUUAAACUAGAGGGGAAGUGAUCAGGUAGAAAUUCAGCAUGGCCUAGGAAAUUGUCUCUUAGAAAUGGGAACAUGUCCUUUGGUUACCUUCUUGGCAAUACCUUGUCUCUGCCACACAAAAGCUCCUAUUUGGGAACACAUAUAGCCAAGAGCUGGGAGCCACUGACUCUUAGAAAUGUCUCUCUCAAGGUGGUGUAGUUUCCAGCUGUGUGUGAUUCAAGAUCAGCCCACUCCACCUUUGCAGCCGUAUUAGUUCCUAUGAUAAGAGGAAUAAGCAAGGAACCAGUAACGCGGUUGCAGUUUCUAGAAUCAUCAUGCAGAUGAGUUGAACUUAGCAAGUUCCUUUACUUCUGUGGUGGAUAAAGCCUAGAGGCAUGCAGCCCUUCCAUUGCAAAGCCCUAUUUAUGCAUUGGAGAGUGUUAUGGGACAGCUAGACAAUCCUUAUCAAGAAAGAGACAAAUUAUUAUAUACCAACAGCACUCCAGGCAAAUGGAGCAAAGAAGACAUUUUUAGCAGAGUUCAGCUCCCAGUAGAUAACACUGUAACUACAAAAAUGAUGUCUACUGGAAGUAUGCAGUCCAGAGUUCCCUUACAGACCUUGUAAGGGAAAGUGCCAGACGUGUCCUUAGGAAAGGAAAUCACUGCAAACAGUUCUGAAUGGUUAACCCAAACGCUUUCAACCACACCAUCAGCGCAGCCAAUUUAUCCACUUCUACAGUCCCACUUCUCACUGGAGCAAAAGCAACUGCCAACCACAUACAGCCAGGCAAAAAGGAGCAGAUGUCCCCAUAAUGGCAAUGCUAUUUGGGAAUAAUUUGUAAUGUGAAUCCCUUUUCUUGCAUUCUUCCUAGAAAGCGGAGAAUAUUCCAUUACAAUGAGGCCUUGAGACUGUGCCCAGCCAUGUAGUCACACUAAGCUAAUUCACAAACACCCAAGCCUAAUUCAUGUUAGAAUAGUAAAGAACUCAUCUAAAACCGUAAGUCAGCAGUCAGAGGAGUUGCAAACAAAACUAUUACUGAGAUAAGGAGACAAUGCCAAGUGACCCAAGCUAAGAGGUUAGGAGAUGAUAGUCCUCCCUGCUGCAGAACAUAAUGCAGCUGGGUCUAAGACACUUGUUACAAAGAGGCCCCAAGGGACAAAUUAAAAGUGAAAUAACAGCCUUCAUUGUGAAGCACCUUGCUUUUCAAACAUAAGUUAGUUUCAUGCUAUUUAUAUUGGCACCGUUUUGGGAACAGACAGUAACCGCCUUUGCUUUUUAAUAGCUUUGAAAAUGCUUUAUAGAAAUUUGCUCUCAUAAUAAAGUUAUUUCCCAUUUCUAAUUUUCGAGGGAUUAGCUUCCUUGUUUUGCUUUGAAUAGAGGCUCAGAAGUCCUGUAGAGACAUUGCCUGUGUCCCGGACCUUGGAGGACACAUUUUCUUUUUCUUCCUCCUUCCUAGUCUGAGUCUGUCUACCUUCUUCCUGCUAUGUUGUGGGGAAAAAAAAAUGUGUUUAUCUGACUCUUCUCUCCUAUUUGGGUUUUUAACUUGUGGUAACACAUGAAAUUAAAGCCCAGUCUCCACCACCUCUAUAGUAAAUCACAUCCACACCAUUUCCAUGCAUUAUUAUAUGAAGCCUAACAUCACCCUCUUGGAGAGCAUCAGAGCAAAUAAGAGUGGCCACAGACUUAUACAACUGAGAUGUUUCAAGAAGUCAUGGUGAGGAAAGGUAAGUUGGCCUCACCAUAAUGAGUCUGAGCAAAUGAAGGCAUGUGGUUUGUUAAAUUAGAGGCUUUUCUGCUGUUAAGGGCAGCAGAAUUCUGGAGAAUUCUGCAAGACACUGUACAGAAGAGAGUAGGUGGAUGAAAAGCCAAAAGUUGGGUUAGUAAAAUCUGAGAUAAGGAUAAAACACUUUAUGAUAAUAUUAUAAUCUAAGUUUAUCCUGUGCUGUGUCCUAUAAAACAAAUUACUGGAAAAAACAAGUAAUGCUACUGCACCCACCUUUUUACAACUCUGUGUUGUCUACAACUCAGGUCUUCUAGCUGUUCUCCAAUUUCUCUCUUCAUGUGGUGCUGCUGGACUCUGCUGUUAUGAGUGUAGAGUUAAGAAGUAAUAUAAGUACUAUAUUUAUUAUUCCAAGAAGUUUUUAAUAAUUAUUAACAGUUUUGAAAAUAAGUCAUGUCUGCUUAGCUGAACAAGAUGUAAUAGAGCUAACAUUUUGUACUCCUAACAGAUUUUGCAAAUAAUGUGGUGUAUAUUUAUUUCACAUAGAACAUUGUGUUCCUAUUUAAAGCCCCAACUCGAAAAAUGGACCAACUAUCUGUGAAUAUUUAGUUUUUUGCUUUCUAUCUCAAUAAUAAAAGCAUGUAUGAUGUAUUAAUUUAAGCAAAUAAAUAUGUACUGGAGAAGCUGCUGUA